GUCUGAGAGCACAGAGAGAAAGAGGCAUGUUUUAUGUCAGCUGCAGAGAGGAACGGAUACAAUGCAGAUGGAAAUACAAUAUUAGGAUCCGCCUCAUGGAGUACAGAUUAAUAGGGAGAGAGUGAAGAUUUCCCCCGAUCGCAGAUGUUGAAGAUGAACAUGGGUGAAGGCUGAAAGGAGGUCUUUACCUCUGGGCUUCUACAAAGUUUUUUUGGAUUACGUCCACAGGACAUCACUUAUUCUUUACCCAACACCAUGAGAGACCCCACCAGGAUCGGCACCACCACCUAAAAUAACUUCUGUUGUCAUUACUGUCCAUGAUGUCCAACUCUCAGGAGCAAAGUUUGAAUGAAAAUGUGGUCUUCCUCCCAGCACGUGAGUCCAACCCGGAUUUCUUCCAUUCGGAAGUGGAACGCAACACACUGGAUUCUCUGCUCAGAGAUGGUCCUGAAGCUUUCUACGACAAACUGAAGAAACAUCAACUCGAACCUUUUCUCUCCCCGGAGGAGGUAAAGCAGAUUUCCAGAUGGGUGGAGGAUCAUCCCGUGGAGGUCGUGGAAAACGGCGAUGCUGGGAAUGAGAGCAGCUCGGACGUGCAGGGUUUUUCAGAUGAGUAUUUCCCAGAGUUUUCAGACACGCCGGCUCCGUGUCUGGAACUCGGAUGGCCAGAGAAGUUCAGAUGGGAUGGUGUGGACCGAGCCAUGGUUUAUACCAAUCCUCCGGUGGAGCAGGCUCCUCACAUCCGUGAAGUGAUCAGGAGAUUGCUGCAGGAAGCCACCAUGCUGAUUGCAAUCGCGGCAGAUAGAAUCACAGACAUCACCGUGAUCAGGGAUCUGCUUUCGGCUGCAUCACGAGGCAUCAUCGUUUACAUCAUCCUGAACCGAAGACCUGCUCAAGACAACUUAACGCCCAAUCAGCUCAAACAUCCGAACAUAAUCGUUCGGAUUCUGGGUGGAAAGAAGUUCAUAUCUAAACAUAGGAAGAUGGUGGUGGGAGAACUGAAGGAGAACUUUGUCCUGGUGGAUCUGGAGACGGUUGUUGUGGGCAGCUACAGCCUGACCUGGACUGACGCUCAUCUACACCGGCAGCUCGUCACUGUCCUGAAUGGCCCUGUGGUGGAGCUUUUUGACAGGGAGUUCCGCAUCCUUUACGCUGCCUCGCUACCUGUACCUGACUCCUGGAAAGCUGCCAGGCCCGCAGAACUUCCCAAGAUCGAGAAAACAGUUUUCCAACCAGAACCAACUUCGCACAAACAAACGCUGCUUGACUGCCCUCCCAGCCCUCCACCACCUACCACUGACUCUCCUAUAGACUGGAACGCUCUUGGGGUCUUCCAAAAGAUUGGAGACUCUCUAGAAGACCAGGAAUUGCCCAAGUUUUCUGAAGAACUGCCAAAGAUUCACAGAACAGGACGAGACUGGCAUACUGAGGGUCCUGGAUCCAGUCUAUUAGAUCUUCAUAUCACUGAAUGGCCAGAUGAAAGCAGGUUUUAUCGUGUUGCGACUGAGCCGAGGCAUGUAGCAGAUCAUCAAGCAAUGUUUUGGAACACGCAAAGACCAGAGAGGCUUCCUUAUGGGUUUCUGGCAGAACGUGACGACAGACCCACCAUGUUCAGGCACCGAGACUUCAGGAUGGACAGAAGUCAUAUGGAAGACUUUACGCCCCUCUCACAUGCUUAUAGACGGGAGUCUCUACCAAGUCUGGACAGGAGCUGGACGGAAAAUACGAUCCUUGAGGAGAUGCCACCAGGAUCUGCUGCAGCUCCAGUCCAUCGUAAGAAACCCCUUAUUGUCAGCGUUCCUCAAACCGACAGCUCAUGGCAUCUGGGUGAGAUCCUGAAAAAAAACUUUGAUUACAGCACCAAUAACCUGCAGACCAAAAUGGGCAACAGUAUAAUCAGCAAAUCCUCUCUGGACCUGAGUUCACCUCCGACUGAGACCCUGAACAGGAGCCAGAGUCAGGCCAAUUUAUUCGAAAGCUUCCCGAUAACUCCGGCUCUAGCACUGAUGAAAAAGCGAAAUGACGAGGUCAAAUCAUCUCUUCUGAGGAACCCGAAGAAUAUCCAGCCGGCACCCAGAACAAGCAGUUUCAACUUAGGCUUUAAGAGGGACGGGUGGAAGUCUGCUUUUUUUAGAGGGCAGAACAAUGAAGAGAACAAUUGAAGAAAUCCUGAUCAGAUGAGCUCGACAUGACAGAGACGACAAUACGGUUCUCAGAUUUGAACAUGUUUAAAUUCACUUUGAUGUUUUGCGGAUUAAGUCGACUGAAAACCUUUUCUGUCGCAAAAUCAUUGAGGAGAAGUGUUAAAUAAAUCACCUGAAUUAAAGAA
Messenger RNA from Silurus meridionalis, 2329 nucleotides. RefSeq names its product family with sequence similarity 83 member E (gene sack1e). NCBI's taxonomy places the organism in Eukaryota, Metazoa, Chordata, Actinopteri, Siluriformes, Siluridae. Gene Ontology annotation, biological process: epidermal growth factor receptor signaling pathway. The transcript is spliced from 9 exons. The record is from RefSeq and is a predicted model, not a curated record. Bases 318 to 2162 code for a protein of 614 amino acids.